Cucurbita maxima (winter squash) is the source of this 1693-nucleotide messenger RNA. RefSeq names its product E3 ubiquitin-protein ligase MBR2-like. Gene Ontology annotation, molecular function: ubiquitin protein ligase activity. Bases 340 to 1470 code for a protein of 376 amino acids. Lineage: Eukaryota; Viridiplantae; Streptophyta; Magnoliopsida; Cucurbitales; Cucurbitaceae. The transcript is spliced from 5 exons. The record is from RefSeq and is a predicted model, not a curated record.
AAGUAGAAGACAAGCAGAGCCCAGCAAACAGCACAGAGAAGCAUGAGAAUAGAACCAGAAAAAAAGGUAAAAUCGCUUCAAAAUCAAUCCAUUUUUCUCUUUUCUUCCCCUUCCUCUCUCUCCGCCUCUGCAUUCAAAUCUGGGAAUGGAACAGAAAGAUUGAAUAAAUUAAAGUUUAUUAACGUUGAUGCUUUUCUCUCAUUCAACUCAAAUUCUGUCCCCUUCAAUUCCAUUCCCUUUACUUUUCUCUUCUAAAACCCUUUAAUCGCCUCUAUUUGUUUGUUCUUUCUUCCUCCUCUUCUACUUUCUUUGUUGCAUUCUCAUCCUUGUCUUAGAAUCAUGCCUGUUGUUACACGAGCUUCUACAAUGGAUGAACACAUCAAAUUGAGAAGACCCAGAAGCCAUUUGAGGCAACCCAUUUCAGAAUCAGAUCCAAACCCAUCAAUCCCUUCCAUUGUUCAAUCCACUCGCUGCAAAUCCACCAUUUCCUCUCUUCUCCUCUCCACCUUUACCAAUAAUGCCACUAAUGGCACCAAUGAAUCUUUGCCCUCUUCCGUUCCCACGAAUAGGAAGAAGACCCACUUCUCUUCUGCAACUUUCAGGGGACUUGGCUGCACUUCCGCCGCUUCUCAGCAGGUUACGGUUCCGGCUGUAAUUCGGACUUCAGCGGAUUGGCAGAAGAAGAACACAAGGAAAAAGAAGCAGAAGAACUCUAAGAACAAAACCCAUCAAGGAAUUGUUGAUGGGUCUCAUUUUCAACAUAAUUCCCCUUUUAAUUCUGCUAGCUGUUUAGACGCUCAAGAUGUUUGGUGUGGCCCUGGAAUUGGAUUCUCCGCCGAUGCUGCCGCUUCUGUGGAUUGCGUUGUUGCUAGAAGACAUGCUUCUGGAAGGGGCAAAGUCGAUUUGGAGAAGAUGAGUCAAAGGGAGCGUUCUUAUUUAGGAAGACGAACAGUGAACCCCGAGGCUCUCUUACUUUUGGAGUCUGAUUCUGAUCUUCCAACAGCUCGAUCGUUGGAAGUGUCUCGGAGUCGAUAUUAUCGCCAUGUUCGACACCCAUCCCCUGAGGGGCUUGCUGAGCAGAUUAUGAUGUUCCAGAGCAGUUUGCUGAUGGGUGGAAGGUUCGAUAUACGUGAUCAAUUUAGGGAAUUACGACUCGACGUUGAUGACAUGUCAUAUGAGGAACUGCUCGAACUCGGUGAAAGGAUUGGCCAUGUGAGCACCGGGCUGAAAGAAGACGAGAUUGGAAGAUGCAUUCGAAAGACGAAGCCCCUUGUUGUAAAUGAGCUAUCAUCUUAUUUAUUAUCUCAAAUGGAUCGGAAGUGCAGCAUCUGUCAGGAGGACUAUGAACCAGACGAUGAAAUGGGUAGGCUGGGCUGUGGGCACAGCUAUCACAUACACUGUAUAAAACAGUGGCUUGCACAGAAGAAUACAUGCCCAGUCUGUAAGACUGCAGCGGUAGGCCGAGGCUGAACGGUUAGUCCAUCACGUCUAGCGUUUCUUCGACUCUGCUUGCUUGCUUUCUCCCCUAUGUGGUGUACAGAUUUCAUUGCCUUUUUACAUCACCAAAAGCAUUCUUUCAUUUGUGUGAAACUCCUUUCUUGAUUGCAUAGCUGUAAGACAUCAAAUUACAAUGGCUUUCUUGUUGUAAUCUGUUUUCAUUAUGGCAUAGCUCUGCCUCUGAUGAUUGAGUUCA